UUUAGUCACAUUAUGAACCAAGUAUCUUAAAUUUAUAAUACUGCGAAAUAUUACUACUCCUUCAUUGAAAAACUAAUAGUAUGAGAUAUUUUUAACUUUAAUGUAGUGCCAAAUAUAAUUGUUUUAAAAUGUAUCGAAAAGCUCAACCUGAUUGCCUUCGCUACUUUCUGUCGAAACUAAGUUCAGGCAGCUCGAGCUCUGCCCAAGUUGAGGACCUUGUACGCGUGCUUGUGGAAGCAGGCAAUUACGAAAAAUCUCUAGCCUCGGAAACGGUACAAAAUGCUUUGAAGGAUGGUCUACUCAAACCGGUGCUACACAAUAACACAGGCUCCACCAGAGUACCGCGUUUAUUGCGUUUGCCAAAACCUGCAGAAAUUGUUGAGAAUAAUUUACAUGAUUUCUAUUGUUUUGAGUGUAAUUUACCGGGCACCUUAACGCACUGCCGGCAGUGCUGCCGUUCGUUUCAUCGACUGUGCUAUCGUAAAGAACCAGAACGGCCCAACUACUCAGUACCAUCAGGAAAAUUUCAAAAAAAUCGUCCUCCGGCGUUCAGUUCAGACACUGAUGCUGACUCUGAUGCCAAUGACACCGCACAGGAAAAUACUUCCUUUGAAUAUGAGAGUGACGUAAGGGUACCAUCGUCUUUGCUGCAAAUAGAUACUGGUUCUACUAACAGCGGAGGCCAACAACGCUUCACCGAGGAGAUUACAGUUGAUAGCACAUCUUCGCCUAUUCAGUCCGAUUUGAAUAACUUUGAAGAUGAAGUACCGAAUACGUCAAAUGCAACAAAAAUUGGCAGCGAGCUACAUAGAAAUCAGAAAAUCUACCGGGAAGAUUUUGAAACAGAGUCAAAGGCUAAAGUGGAAGUAGUUUGCAUGGGCGAAAUACGACCCCCAACGCGAAAACGUCCACGCACUCUCACGUCAAAUUUGUCGUAUAAAAGUGAGAUCUGCUUAAAUGAAGAACAGGAAUCAGAUUUUGAACUUUGUACGUGUUGUCGACUGUUAAAAACAGCUGAGCUGCGACAUCCUCCAAAUAUGCGGCCGGACGAAUUAAGUUACUUGAUUAAUUUUACGUUUGAGCGUAAUCGUUCGUGGGUCAGUAAUGACGUACGAAGUUACUUGGAGUCAAUAAAAAUACCUGUGGGAUUGAUUUCGGACAUUUCAAAAUUACUAUUUAAAUUUCCCGAUAAACAUUUGGAAUCCAUCGCAGCUAAACUGAGAGAAAUGCAGUAUAACCUAUUGACUGAAUUCUUUGUUGACAUACUUGACUUGCAGCAUAACAUUGGUGUAUUUUUUGGUCCUCAUAGCAUGGAAAUGGAAGCUACGAAGUGGAUGGUUCGUGACAUAGCUUACGAUUUGGCUGAGAUUCGGCGUUGUCCAGAUUGUUUUCGGCAUUCACAUGAAAAACAUUCUAGCGUAUGGUUUGCGAAACCAUGCGUUCAACGACACGAAUUAGUGUUUGCAAAGCACAGUGGUUUCUCAUAUUGGCCGGCAAAAGUAAUUCGACUUCUACCAAACAAUAAAUACGAUGUUCGUUUUUUCGGCGGCAAUCAUUCACGUGCACUUAUCGAAUCACGUUUAAUUCGCUCAAUCGACACAGAUAUAAAAUCUUUGAAGAUCGGCAAUAAACCGGCUAUUAAAAAGGCGCUGGAAGAACUAAGAAUACAUCAAAUUUUGUCAGCAUACCCGCCUAGUAUAUUUUCUUUUCAUGCUAACAAAAAUGAAAUGGAGCAAAUUAUAAGGAAUGCUUUACAAAGAACAACAAAUCAAUUCUUGGAGAACACUAAUAAGACGAGAAAACCUCCAGUACGUCGACAAACAAUUUGUAACACCGCUCCACAUAUUAGAAUAGAUACCCGCUUGAAUGUCUCCGACGACAUACUGUCUUUGCCUAAUGUCGAACCGCCUGUUCUGAGUGACAGCGGAUUUCUAAAUGAUACGGAAACCAGAUCAAAAACGAAAAGAUCGCAAUAUGGCAAUCCAAAGUCACCGAAACGGCUUACACGUUCUGCAAAUACAAUAAUAAGUGUGGUAGAUUUAAAACAGGUUCAAGACCAACUUGAUGACGCCUUAAAAGUGGUAGCAGCUACACAAAAGAAAAAUGAAAAAUUGCAAGCUAAUAUAGAAAAGCUGAAAGCAUCAAUCAAAAAACAUGAACAUGAAAAGAAAAUCCUUAAACGAAAGCAGUGGUGCUACUGGUGCCUCAAUGAAGCUAUUUACUUAUGUUGCUUUCGUGCUGCGUAUUGUUCGCAAAUUUGCCAGUCACGGCACUGGAAGGACGGUCACAGUAAAGUGUGUAGAAAUCAAAAUGACCAACGCCAAGCAAGCUCCACAACAUGAAAUUGCAAUAUUAUUGAAACUUUAUUGUUGGAUUUUUUAAUGAUAUUUUUGUAAUGACAUUGGUUUUAGCUAUACUCUGAUUAGGUUCUGUGAAAUCUUUUUUGAAAACGAAUACUUUUAUACAUAGUUACAUUAUUAAGUGCACACAUAAGAGAGUUUAUUUCGAUUAGGCCUUUGAAAUUGCUUACCUUUCCUUUUUUAUCUAUGACACUAUAUUUCGUACGCGACUUGGUUAUGUUUAGUUAUUUAACAUACCUAUGAAUACAUCACUAGUACUGCAUCACUAAUAUUGCGAUAAAAUAAGCAAAAUGAAGUAAACGCAUAGUUAUCAAUGUACAUACCAUAAAACAAGAAGUUGUUGAGAGAAGAGUUAAAUAAAAAUGUCUAAUGUUAGGAAUAA
Bactrocera tryoni is the source of this 2742-nucleotide messenger RNA. RefSeq lists its product as uncharacterized. Gene Ontology annotation, biological process: regulation of transcription elongation by RNA polymerase II. Lineage: Eukaryota; Metazoa; Arthropoda; Insecta; Diptera; Tephritidae. The transcript is spliced from 8 exons. Bases 129 to 2342 code for a protein of 737 amino acids. Gene Ontology annotation, molecular function: transcription corepressor activity; protein binding. The record is from RefSeq and is a predicted model, not a curated record.